AUGACCCAAACCAAUUCUGAACCUGUUAAAUUUGAAAAGGAUACUGUUUUAGUCAUCUUUGGUGCCUCUGGUGAUCUGGCUAAAAAAGAGACCUUCCCCGCUUUAUUUGGUUUAUACAGUGAAGGUUGUUUAGAUCCUUCUACCAAGAUUAUCUGUUAUGCUCGUUCCAACGUUACUGUGGAACAGCUAAAGAAAUCAUGUCUUCCAUACUGUAGAAAAUCAACCACUGGUAAUGACGAAGUUAAAAUGAAAAAAUUCUUCAAUAUGGUUUCCUAUAUCCAAGGUCAAUAUGAUACAGAUGAUGGUUAUAUCAGGUUAAAUGAUGCCAUUGAAGAUUUCGAACAUGAAAGAGGGGUUCAAGAACCUCAUCGUGUUUUCUAUUUAGCUGUUCCACCAAGUAUUUUCUUAACUGUCGCUAGUCAAGUUAAAAAGAAUGUUUACGCUUACAAUGGUAUUACUCGUGUCAUCGUCGAAAAGCCAUUUGGGGAUGAUUUAGAAUCUUCAAGAGAAUUGCAAAAGGGUUUUAAACCACUAUUCAGAGCAGAAGAGAUUUACAAGAUUGAUCAUUUCUUGGGUAAAGAUGAUGUCAGACGUUUAUUGACUGCUAGAUUUGCUAAUCCGUUCUUAAAUCAAAGUUGGAAUAAAGAAAACAUUGAAAGUGUUCAAGUUUGGUUUAAAGAACCAUUUGGCGCUGAAGGUCGUGGUGGGUUCUUUGACUCAACUGGUAUUAUCAGAGAUGUUAUGCAAAAUCAUUUAUUACAGAUCUUGACCUUAGCUACUAUGGAAGAACCUGUAUCCAAUGAUGCUGAUGCCAUCCGUGAUGCUAAGGUAGAAUUAUUGAAAUGUAUGGAACCUUUAGGGCCAAAGAACGUCGUUGCCGUUGGUCAAUAUGGUAAAUCCGUAGAUGGUAAAAAGCCUUCUUACUUGGAUGAUGAUACUGUUUUGAACAAAGAAUCGAAGUGUUUAACUUUCACAGAAUUAACUUUUGCAAUUCACAAUGAUCGUUGGGAAGGUGUUCCAAUCAUUAUGAGAGCUGGUAAGGGUUUAGAUGAAGAUAGAGUUGAAAUUAGAAUUCAAUACAAAAAGAACACUUCUGGCAUGUUCGAAGGUUGUACACCAAACCAAUUCGUCAUUCACUUCCAUCCGGAACCAACUAUCUUCAUGACUUUUAAUACCAAAGCACCAGGUUUUGCUGAUAAGUUACACCAAAUUAAAUUGGACAUGACAUAUGAUCAACAAUAUAAGAAGGAGUGGGUUCCAGAAGCUUACGAGUGUUUGAUUUAUGAUGCUUUCCAAGGUAAAUAUGCAAAUUAUGUUAGAGAUGACGAAUUAGAUGUCAGCUGGUCUCUAUUCACUCCAUUAUUAAAGUAUGUUGAAGGUCCAAAUGCUCCACAACCAGAAAUUUAUCCAUAUGGUUCCACUGGUCCAAAAGGUAUUUUAGAGUGA
Messenger RNA from Naumovozyma dairenensis CBS 421, 1446 nucleotides. RefSeq lists its product as uncharacterized. Gene Ontology annotation, biological process: glucose metabolic process; pentose-phosphate shunt, oxidative branch. The coding region runs from base 1 to 1446 and encodes 481 amino acids. Gene Ontology annotation, cellular component: cytosol. The record is from RefSeq and is a predicted model, not a curated record. Gene Ontology annotation, molecular function: NADP binding; glucose-6-phosphate dehydrogenase activity. The transcript has a single exon. NCBI's taxonomy places the organism in Eukaryota, Fungi, Ascomycota, Saccharomycetes, Saccharomycetales, Saccharomycetaceae.